Molecule: messenger RNA, 1692 nt
Organism: Hyposmocoma kahamanoa
Lineage: Eukaryota; Metazoa; Arthropoda; Insecta; Lepidoptera; Cosmopterigidae
Exons: 8
Coding region: 217-1599 (460 amino acids)
Biological process (GO): endosome organization; mitophagy; aggrephagy
Cellular component (GO): aggresome; amphisome
Molecular function (GO): zinc ion binding; protein kinase C binding; K63-linked polyubiquitin modification-dependent protein binding
Source: RefSeq, a predicted model, not a curated record
UCUUUGGUUAUUUCGUGGUUAUUUCGUAGUUAUCCUGGUUAUCCUUCGUUUAUUCGUUUUUACACAGGAUUGGAUCAUUUAUACGUAUGUUGUUCUAUAAUAAUUUUAAUCUCGGAACGUUUUAUUAAUCAAUUCUAGGACUAUUACAUUACAAGAUACUUGUGCGUAGAAAGUAAAUACAACGAUGUACUAAGUGCCAGUACUUAGUAGUUGUUGAUGAAAACAAUGGACCGUGCUGAAGAGGAGUUAAAAUGUCUUUUUGGAUGCAAGUUUUAUUCUGCAUAUUUACAUAUGUUCCCGGAUCCUGCCAAAGAACGAAAGCUAUUUGCACAGUGGUUACAAGAAACACAGCAUAUAAUCAAAGAAACAGAACCAGAUAUAAUAUAUAAAAAAUACAGAGUGUGUCAUGAACACUUCGCAUCUCACAUGAAAUAUGGACAAUUUAUUUCAAGAACUGCUGUACCUUCUCUUAAUUUAAAAGAUAAAAACACAAAUAAAAGAAAAAGAAAAGAACCUGUGACUAAUGUAGUAAAACCACAAGAUAAUAAUUUGGCAGCAGCACAAGCUGAGGACAAUGUUUCUAAGACAGCAUCAACUCAAGAUGAUGUUUUGGAAGAACCAGUCAGAUAUAACAAUUAUGCAGCAAUAUCAUGUAGUUUGAAUGCAGAUCAUGAUUAUACCAUGAUGUAUGAUGACCAAAAUAAUGAUGAACUUUUCAAGGUGGAUGAAAAAGCAGAGGAAGAAAAACGGAGUGAAGCUUACCAUGAAGGAUAUUCUUGCAAUGUAUGCGAAGGAAUUAUUAAAGGUUAUCGAUACACAUGCGUGCAAUGUCGGGACUUCGAUCUAUGCCAUAGAUGCGAAGAAAAGGGAUUACAUAGUUUACAUUAUGUGUUGAGGAUACCGAAACCCAGGGCUAAUGAUGACGUAGAAAACCUUUUAAGCAUCAUAAGAAGAGAAUUGUUCGGCGAAAACACAGCGAGCCGUAACACUACUCCGAAAGAUCAAUUUGACCCCAUUCUUGAUAUGUGUGUAAACGUGGAUAGUGUAGAGGAAGUACUGUUUGUGGAUCCAAAGGCGUCUGAUAAACCAUCUAUUGCAAAUCAAUUACAGCAUAAAGUAGAUGAGAUACACGUUGAAACUAAUAAUGAUAUUCGACCAGAGACGUAUAAAAAAGCUAUUGCCACCCAAUUUUAUAGUAAUAAUAGGAAGAAAACAUUACCGAACAUUAUUGAAAAACGAAACGCAUUUUUGCAACAAAAAGAAAAUGAUAAAAUACGAAUAGCAAAUGUGUCUUUGUAUCGAAAAUUUAGUGAAAAUCUAAGUUUUCUACCUUUAUCAGAUCCUAUCACUGCCGGUGGUGAUGAUGGCGUAAUUUUUUGUGAUAGUGGCCAAAGUGAAAAGGGCGCAGUAAGACAAAAUGGUAAUGUAAAUCUACAUAGCGCACAGAAAUUUGCUCCAAGAUGGCUGCCGAAAAGAGAAGUAAUUAGUAAGGAAUCAAGUCAAGCAAAAGCGAGACCGAAAAUUAUUAUUUGUAAAUCAAAAUUAGUAAGAAAAGCGAAGCUUAAGAAAGGUAACGAAAAGAUUUUUAGUGUAUUAUAAAUUUCGAUUCUGUAAUAUUAUGUUAUGGCAUAAUAAAACACUCAUUUGCAUAAUCUAACGAUAUAUUCGCGUUGCAUAACGCUUGGUCCCAAC